AUGUGCUUUCAAAUCGCCACUAUUACUACUAAUGCUCGGAAGGCACGCACUGUAUGUUGGAAACAGGCCAAUCCUACUAACCUACGGCCUGUCCCUCGGUCUUCUACUACUUUACUCUCUAUUCCAAUUGGUCUCUGGAACUGCCAGUCUGCUGUAAACAAAGCGGACUUUAUUCCUUCUAUUGCUACUCAUUCCGGUCUUAACCUCAUGGCCCUAACUGAGACUUGGAUCAAACCUGAGGACACUGCCACUCCUGCAGCACUCUCCACUAACUUCACUUUUUCCCACACCCUUCGCACACUUGGGAGGGGUGGAGGUACGGGCCUCCUUAUUUCAAAUGAAUGGAAAUUUGAGCUUCUACCAUCUCUUACAGGCAACAGCUCAUUUGAAUCUCAUGCAAUUACUAUUACCUACCCUGUUAAAAUCCACUUUGUAGUUGUGUAUCGUCCCCCAGGUCAACUGGGUAACUUCUUGGAGGAGCUGGAUGUAUUACUGUCCAACUUUCCUGAGGAUGGUACUCCUCUUUUACUGCUCGGUGACUUCAACAUCCACCUAGAAAAACCCCAGGCUGCUGACUUCAACACUCUUCUCACUUCAUUUGACCUCAAGCGAGUGACUACUAUGGCUACUCACAAAUCAGAACAAUCUUCUGGACAACUACCAAUCUGGUUUCAGAAGCGGCCACUCUACUGAGACUGCCCUACUCUCGGUUACAGAGUCCCUGAGACUGGCAAGAGCGGCUUCCAAAUCCUCUGUAAUCUCUCAGAAGGAU
Messenger RNA from Onychostoma macrolepis, 772 nucleotides. RefSeq lists its product as uncharacterized. The transcript is spliced from 2 exons. Gene Ontology annotation, molecular function: catalytic activity. The record is from RefSeq and is a predicted model, not a curated record. The coding region runs from base 1 to 693 and encodes 230 amino acids. Lineage: Eukaryota; Metazoa; Chordata; Actinopteri; Cypriniformes; Cyprinidae.